Molecule: messenger RNA, 3391 nt
Organism: Micropterus salmoides (largemouth bass)
Lineage: Eukaryota; Metazoa; Chordata; Actinopteri; Centrarchiformes; Centrarchidae
Gene: sgpl1
Product: sphingosine-1-phosphate lyase 1
Exons: 14
Coding region: 252-1952 (566 amino acids)
Biological process (GO): sphingolipid catabolic process; carboxylic acid metabolic process
Cellular component (GO): endoplasmic reticulum
Molecular function (GO): pyridoxal phosphate binding; sphinganine-1-phosphate aldolase activity
Source: RefSeq, a predicted model, not a curated record
AGCAGGUUUUUAGUCAUUUAAAAAAAAAAGAUAACCAGAUAACUAAUCCAUUUAUUAAGAAAACAAUUGUUAGGUUCUGGCGCUGAUACGUUUGUUUUGAAAAAUCUGUUACUUGCCUUUUUAAAGUAACUGCUUACAAAGUUACUCUUUCUUAAAAUUGAGUUGUUGAGUUAUGUUUUGUCGGUCACUGUUUGGAAAUUCAACGCUAUUCUUUCUUUGGUCUUCAAGGAUUUAAUCAGGCAAACAAAGAUAUGCAUAUGUGCGGAAUGCGGAGUGCCUUGGAGGUGUACAAGGAGAUGGUCCUGCUGUACGUGGAGGAGGGCCGGCGGCAGGUCAACUUGCACUGCGCGGACUUGGAGCCAUGGCAGAUCAUCGGCGCGACAGUCUUCGCCACGCUGGCAGUGGUCUGGAUUAAAGGCUUCCUCUUCCAGCAAGAAAGUCUCACAUCCCGAAUCAAGAAGUCAUGCUUUCGGCUCAUCAGGAAAAUACCCUUUGUUGGCGUGGCAAUUCAGAGCCAGCUCAACAAGGCUUUGGAUGACAUGUCUGCUAGUCUGUGUACCCUGAAGGAGGGGAUGAGCUACACUAAACAGCUGCCUUCUAAAGGUCUCUCUCAGAGCCAAGUGCUGGACAAAAUCAGAGAGUACGAGACUCUGAAUGACGUGAAGUGGGAGAAAGGAUGUGUUUCGGGUGCAGUGUACUGGGGUGAUGAGUCACUGACCAACCUCCUGGUGAAGGUUUAUGGAGACUUUGCAUGGAGCAACCCACUGCACCCAGACAUAUUUCCUGGCGUAAGAAAGAUGGAGGCAGAGGUUGUUAGAAUGGCUUGCACACUUUUCCAUGGUGGACCUAACUCCUGUGGCACAGUUACUUCUGGGGGAACUGAGAGCAUAUUGAUGGCCUGCAAGGCAUACAGAGACAUGGCGUAUGAACGUGGUGUUAAACACCCUGAAAUUCUUGCACCUGUGAGCGUCCACGCAGCCUUUGACAAAGCGGCACAUUACUUUGGGAUGAAGCUUGUUCACAUUCCCCUUGACAAGAAAACUAUGAAAGUAGACGUGAAGGCUAUGAAAAGAGCCAUCAGCAAGAACACCGCCAUGCUUGUGGGCUCAGCGCCUCAGUUUCCUCAUGGAAUCAUGGAUCCCAUUGAGGAAUUGGCCAAGCUUGCUGUACGCUACAACCUCCCGCUGCAUGUGGACGCCUGCCUGGGAGGUUUUCUCAUUGUGUUCAUGGCCAAGGCUGGUUACCAACUCGCCCCGUUUGACUUCAGGUUAAAAGGUGUUACCAGCAUCUCUGCAGACACCCACAAGUAUGGUUACGCGCCCAAAGGUUCCUCAGUGAUCCUCUACAGUGAUAAAAAGUACCGUCACUACCAGUACUUUGUAGCUCCAGACUGGCAGGGGGGGAUCUACGCCUCGCCCUCUGUUGCAGGCUCCAGGCCUGGAGGAAUCAUCGCCGCCUGCUGGGCGACCAUGAUGCACAUGGGAGAGAAUGGAUAUGUAGAUGCCACCAAGAAGAUCAUAAGCACAGCACGCAAAAUCAAAACAGAAGUCAGCAAGAUAAAUGGUGUGUUUGUGUUCGGGAAUCCAGAGGUGUCAGUGGUGGCAAUAGGCUCAGAUGUCUUUGAUAUUUUCCGUCUGUCUAAUGCGCUGACGUCAAAGGGCUGGAACCUAAACUCACUGCAGUACCCAUCCAGCAUCCACAUUUGUUGCACAGUUUUGCACACACAGUCAGGCGUCGCUGACAAGUUUAUCCGUGAUAUCAAAGAGCAGGUUGCCAUCAUUAUGAAGAACCCCAAAGAGAAAACCACAGGAAUGGGCGCGAUCUACGGUAUGGCCCAGUCAAUCCCAGACAGAUCCAUGGUGACUGAGGUCUCCAGAGGUUUCCUGGACUGUCUCUACAGCACCGAGGUAUUCCAAUCAAACACCAGCCACAUGAACGGCAAAGCCCACUGAAGUGGGAUUGGGCCCAUCCUGACCUGAAGCCACCGCACGCAGGGAAACACGCUCGCCUCCUCCCAGAGCUCUGUGUUAAUCGCUCAACGGUUGCCUUAUCUUGCAUACCUACGCUGUACGGAAAGUAUCUGCAAAGAUUUCUGAAGCACAAGCCAUCGUCAUGUCAUCAGCCCAGAAAGAAAUCGCUUGCAACACUGUGCCGAAGUGGCACAGAUUUGAUUUAAUUAAUGUAGUGCAAGUUUGUCUAAUUUUGUUUGUUUUAAAAGUUCAUUUAAAUUUUAGCUUUCAUUAAAUGCAUAUGUUUGUCAUAAUCUCCACUGAUUGCAUAGCAAAACCUGUUUUUUGUAUUGUUUUUUUUAUGCCGGAACAUUUCAGCUUCUGCCAUCACUUCUUCACUAUCUGUGACUCGGCAAAAGCACGCACCACUGAAAGCUUGUUAAAAGUGCUGUGCCGCCCUCUAGCAUGAAACCUGAUGUACUGCUCUUGACUGGCCCUAUCAUGUGGAGGCCUGUGGAAGGUGUACAUUAUCAUUAUCAUGUAAUAGUUCUCUGGAAACAGCAUUUUUAAUGUAAAAGCACUGCAAUGCCCUGACAAGAACAUAUCAGGUUAUCUGUUAAUCACUUGAAACUACAAUUCUGAUGUUGUGGUAGAAGUUUGUCUGUAAGCAUGAACAUGCAUGUUCUUGUUUGUUAGCACUUAGAAUGACAUUCAUCUUGUUUUACGUCUGCAUUUGGGAUUCAUCUUUUGUAGAUGGAGGGAGAAUGAUUUGGACAGUGGGAGCUUUUAAGGUCAUUAAUAUUCAAUAAAAUUGUCUUUAAAUUGAAUUUAGAGAGAAGUUGUAACCAGGGCAUGAACAUUUUAAGCACCUUGUGGAAUCCACGUCCGAUUAGACACUUUUUUUUAUUUUUUGGUUAUGUUUUUCAGAAUUGGAACCUUACACAUAGCAGCUGUCUUGUAAAGUAAUGCAAUCAAAUGUGACAUAUUUUAACAGACUGGACUGAAGGCUGUUUUCCAACCCCGGUCUACUGUAUAUUAUCGAAAAGCAGAAACUCAAUAUUUCCUCUAUAGAGUUUGCGUAGAGUCCCCUGUCUACCACCUUGUUUUAAUAAUUUGUCUCCUAAUUCAAUCUACCUCAGUUUCUCCUCAAUGCAAAUGUCAUUAUUCAUAUUCACAUUCUAACAGGGCAACAUAACAAACUUCACAAUGUUAGGCUAUUUGACAAACUGUAAUAAAGUGUUCUUAGACAUACGGAUACUGAAUGGAAGCAGAUCCACUGUGAUGGAGGUUUUUGAUGCAGAUUUAAUAGUUUUAUCUUGGGAGAAUCCCACUCUGCUCUGUCCGAAUGUGGAUAUAUUUAGGUGAAUAUCCAUUCAGCAGAAUAUGUACACAUUUACUAACAGGUCGACAACUUAACGGUGCAUAAUGUAACACCAAAAGGA